Molecule: messenger RNA, 1873 nt
Organism: Drosophila elegans
Lineage: Eukaryota; Metazoa; Arthropoda; Insecta; Diptera; Drosophilidae
Gene: Hlc
Product: probable ATP-dependent RNA helicase DDX56
Exons: 4
Coding region: 73-1761 (562 amino acids)
Cellular component (GO): nucleolus
Molecular function (GO): RNA helicase activity; nucleic acid binding; ATP binding
Source: RefSeq, a predicted model, not a curated record
UCGUCACCGUUCUUUUUGUUUUCGAGGUACAAAACGUGCUGCGCAUUUUGCGAGGUUUUUCUAACCUCCGCCAUGAGCCAGAAGACCCAGAAAACGGUGCAGUUCCACGAGCUGGAGCUGGACCAGCGCAUCCUCAAGGCGGUAGCCCAGCUGGGUUGGCAGCAGCCCACGCUCAUCCAAUCAACGGCAAUUCCGCUGCUUCUGGAGGGCAAGGAUGUAGUGGUUCGUGCCCGCACCGGAUCCGGCAAAACAGCCACCUACGCACUGCCCCUGAUCCAGAAGAUCCUCAACUCCAAGUUGAAUGCCAGCGAGCAGUGCGUGAGCGCUGUGGUCCUGGCGCCAACCAAGGAACUUUGCCGGCAAUCGCGGACUGUGAUCGAACAGCUGGUGGAGUCCUGUGGCAAAGUAGUGCGAGUGGCGGACAUUGCCGGCAGCUCCAGCGAUGCGGUGACCCAGCGGCAUGCCUUGGCCGAGAGGCCCGACAUCGUGGUGGCCACACCCGCCAAGUUGCUGGCCCACGCCGAGGCCGGCGGUGUGGUGGACCUGAAGCAUGUGGAAACGCUUGUGGUGGAUGAGGCCGAUCUGGUGUUUGCCUUCGGUUACGAGAAGGAUUUCAAGCGGCUGAUCAAGCACCUGCCUCCGAUUUACCAGGCUGUCUUGGUCUCCGCCACUCUGACCGACGAUGUGGUGCGCAUGAAGGGCCUGUGCCUGAACAACCCGGUGACGCUUAAGCUGGAGGAGCCGGAGCUCGUGCCACAGGAUCAAUUGACGCACCAGCGCAUCCUGGCUGAGGAGAACGACAAGCCGGCUAUAUUGUGUGCUUUGCUUAAGCUAAGGCUAAUUCGUGGCAAAAGCAUCAUAUUCGUGAACAGCAUAGAUCGGUGUUACAAAGUUCGCUUGUUCCUCGAACAAUUUGGCAUCCGUGCCUGCGUUCUAAACUCCGAACUGCCGGCCAACAUUCGCAUCCACACAAUCAGUCAGUUUAACAAGGGCACCUACGACAUCAUCAUUGCCUCCGACGAACAUCAUCUGGAGCAGCCGGGCGGCAAAUCCUCGGCCGGCCGGAAAUCGUCGCGCAGAGGCGAUAUGGAAUCGAGUGCCUCGCGCGGCAUUGAUUUCCAGUGCGUGAACAACGUGAUAAACUUUGACUUUCCCAGGGAUGUGACGUCGUAUAUCCAUCGGGCUGGCAGGACGGCCAGAGGGAACAACAAGGGCUCCGUUUUGUCCUUUGUGAGCAUGAAGGAGGCCAAGGUUAACGAUGCCGUGGAAAAGAAGCUGUGCGACAGUUUCGCCGCCCAAGAGGGCGAGCAGAUCAUCAAGAACUACCAGUUCAAGAUGGAGGAGGUGGAAUCCUUUCGUUAUCGUGCCCAGGAUUGCUGGCGAGCCGCCACGCGAGUCGCCGUUCACGAUACUCGCAUCCGGGAAAUAAAAAUGGAGAUCUUAAACUGCGAGAAGCUGAAGGGAUUCUUCGAGGAGAACAAACGCGAUCUGCAAGCUCUGCGCCACGACAAACCACUGCGCGCCAUCAAGGUGCAAAGUCACCUGUCCGACAUGCCCGAGUACAUUGUUCCCAAGGCCCUUAAGAGAGUGGUGGGCUCCACCGCGCCCCCAUCCUCCGCCGGAGCUUCGGCGGCCAAACAGCCACGUCAGUCCGCCGCCAAGGCUGCGUUCGAGCGACAGAGCAAUGAUCCCCUGAUGGUCAGCCAAGUAGACGUUGGCAAACGACGUUUUGCCCCACGGCGGAAAAAGAAGGCGCUGUAGCGGAGUAUAGUCUGUAAUCAUAGAACAAUUAAUUUUAAGGAAAACAAAAGUUCUUAUACUUCAUGUGAAUAAUGUUCAUUAUUUAUAAAGUUUAUUAAACGUAUGUAAAACA